UUUCGACAAUAACGAGAGCUCAAUAACCGGCUAGUAUGAUGCUUACGGAUAAUAAUAGUAGUGCUAUAUACAACUUUGAAGAAAAAACCGAUGAUAGGACAAUCGUGGGCAAUAAACCAUCCUCGCCAAGAACAUUUUUCGAGCGGAUAUAUGGUCAUUUAGAAAAAGAUAAUUCUGGAAGUUUAAAAAACCAAGAGAAUAAUACAAAAAAUGAAAGUGUAGUGACCCAACUGAACAAAUUUUGCCGAUCACCUUCAGAAAGUUCGGCAAGCACCAGCCCAUCAUCGCCUACUUUAGAUAUUGAAGAAACGGAAGAACGUACGACCUGUUAUGGUGAAGCAAUUUGUACGAGAGGGUACGACCAGCGAACUUAUGGAUAUAGUGCUCCACAAGUGCAGAUUCCCUUCAGUCACCAGAGAGUCGUUGGUACACCACCGCUUGCAUCUCUGGCGGACAGGUAUGGAUCGUUUCGACCGGUUUUCGGAUUCGGACAAGAUACAACCCAUCUACCGGCAGGAUUGUCGGCGUUUUUUGCACGAAUCGCAACAUUCCCGAAUGCGUUCAUCAACAGCAAGUGUACCGUCGAAGUAAUUUUUCACUGCCAGCGUGUCACCAUUAGGGAUUCUAUUGUACAACAGAACAACAAUGAAGGAAACGUUCCAUGGAUGAUCUUCCAGCAGUACCGUCAACAGAUUCAGUUAGUACUCGAUCAUUUUUAG
Molecule: messenger RNA, 719 nt
Organism: Topomyia yanbarensis
Lineage: Eukaryota; Metazoa; Arthropoda; Insecta; Diptera; Culicidae
Product: homeobox protein rough-like
Exons: 2
Coding region: 36-719 (227 amino acids)
Source: RefSeq, a predicted model, not a curated record